UUUAUGAGGACCCGAAGCCGCUCCAGACGCACAGUAACCUUUAACUCCUUGUGCAUGGGGCUGAUUAUCUGACACACAAACGCGAGCACAGUUUGGACAUCAUCUAGACCUUCUUGGAUAAAUAACUAUGGCUUCGAGUGGCAGUGAGUGCUCGGGAAAAGCCGCCCAGUACCGGGUGGACCAUCUGCUGAGCGCCGUGGAGAACGAGCUGCAGGCUGGGAGCGAGAAAGGAGACCCAACCGAGAGGGAGCUGAAAGUGAACCUGGAGGAGGUCGAGCUGUGGCAGAAGUUUCGAGAGCUCACCAAUGAGAUGAUUGUAACUAAGAACGGCAGGCGCAUGUUCCCCGUGCUGAAAGUGAGUGUGUCUGGUCUGGACCCGAGUGCCAUGUACUCGUUCCUGCUGGAUUUCUCGGCGGCGGACUCGCACCGAUGGAAGUACGUGAACGGGGAGUGGGUGGCGGGUGGCAGGCCCGAGCCUCGCACCUCCAGCUGUGUGUACAUGCACCCAGACUCUCCAAACUUCGGAGCGCACUGGAUGAAAGCUCCAGUCUCUUUCAGCAGAGUCAAACUCACCAACAAACUCAACGGGGGAGGACAGAUCAUGCUGAACUCUUUACACAAAUACGAACCACGCAUCCACAUAGUGCGGGUCGGAGGGCCACACAGAAUGAUCACCAGCCACGCAUUCCCCGAAACUCAGUUCAUAGCCGUUACUGCAUACCAGAACGAGGAGAUCACUGCACUCAAAAUCAAAUACAACCCCUUCGCCAAAGCUUUCCUAGAUGCCAAAGAAAGAAGUGAUCAUAAGGAAAUAAUGGACGAAGUCGGCGAGAACCAACAGUCUGGCUAUACACAAUUGAGUGGCUGGUUUCUGCCCGGAAACGGAUCCCUCUGUCCUCCUGCAAACUCUCACCCUCAGUUUGGUGGCGCUUUGCCUCUGCCGUCCUCUCACGGUUGUGAACGUUACUCCACAUUAAGAAGUCAUCGCUCCUCACCUUACCCCAGCCCCUAUCCUCACAGAACAACCUCCCCCACUGGUUACUCAGAAAACCCUUCAGCUUGUUUGUCCAUGUUGCCCACUCAUGAGAAUUGGUCCAGUCAACAGAUGUCUUCUCACUCCAGCAUGAUCUCAAUGGGCCAACACUCUCCCCCUAACUCAAACUCCAGUCAGUACACCAGUUUGUGGAGUGUGGGAAACACUCCGCUGACUCCGGUGUCUCAGACAGGUGGAAUGGCGAGCAGCUUAGGCACCCAGUACCUCCGUGGUUCUGCCCCUCAUUAUGCCAGCAUGCCACACUCGGCUUCAGUACCCAAUCCUGGAUCUCCACUAUAUGAUGGCACACCUUCCACAGAGGUACACCAAGCAUCUCCAUACGACAGCACCACCCACAUGCGACUGGCUACAGCCUGGACACCCAUCACACCUCCUUCCUUAUAGAGCA
Molecule: messenger RNA, 1442 nt
Organism: Tachysurus vachellii
Lineage: Eukaryota; Metazoa; Chordata; Actinopteri; Siluriformes; Bagridae
Gene: tbxtb
Product: T-box transcription factor Tb
Exons: 8
Coding region: 128-1438 (436 amino acids)
Biological process (GO): cell fate specification; heart morphogenesis; somitogenesis
Cellular component (GO): nucleus
Molecular function (GO): DNA-binding transcription factor activity, RNA polymerase II-specific; RNA polymerase II cis-regulatory region sequence-specific DNA binding
Source: RefSeq, a predicted model, not a curated record